CACUACCCAGUUCUGAGGGCUCACGGAGCUGAGGCGUUGAAGGACACAGGCCAGUCGGGAGCUGUGUGUGAAGCAAAGGACAUCGGCGGCAUGUCCUUCUUCUCAUCAACAUUUCACCGCCUGAGAAUCUUUGAAAAGAUUUCUGGGAUAAAAGAGGGUCUCAAGAAUUGGCUGCUGGACAUUACAAAGCAUCAACACAGAGCAGAAGGGCAACAAAGGAAACGGCCCCACACCAUCAUUCAGGGGCUCCUACGCUGGGGUCUUCCAGUUUCCUGGAGCCGGUUUCUAUGUCGCCAGCCAGGGGAGUUCCCAGCAACUGCUUUCCUGCUGGGAGCAGGCACUGGUGGGCUCCUGGCCAUAGGUCUCUUUCAGCUCUUGGUGAACCCCAUGAACAUUUAUGAGGAGCAGAAGGUGGUGGCGUUAUACAGCUUGGCAAGCUUAGGGGCCGUAGGCUGGGGGACCUCCCCUCACAUCCGCUGUGCCAGUCUCCUGUUGGUACCCAAGAUGCUGGGCAAAGAAGGCAGACUCUUUAUCAUGGGAUACGCUUUGGCUGCUAUCUACAAAGGGCCGGUGGCCAAUCUACAAUCCAACAUCAACGAGGUGAUAGCAUCCCUGGGCUGCACUGUGGAGCUGCAGAUCAACAACACCCGAGCCGCCUGGCGUGUCUCCACAGCCCCUUUGCGGGCAGUGAUCAAGAACAUGCUGAGCAGCAAAGAUUCGUUGCAAACAGAGAUUCAGAAUGUCUCUGUAUCCUUUGAGGACCUGGAUGACCAGGUGAAGAGUGACAUUGGCUACUCAUCUGAGGACAGGAAGACAGACCCAGGCACAGAGGCUCUCGGAGCCUCCCGAGCCCGACCCUACCUGUCCACACAGAUGAUGUAUGAACUGAGGACCAAGCUACGCUGCACCCAUAUAGUAAACAAGGCCAUCCGAAGCUGCCGCCGCUGGUUUGAUAAGAAGCAUAAACGGUGCAUGCAACGCAUCUGGGCCCCAGUCAUUAACAACCUGCUCUGCCUGCCAAUGAAGUUCAAGUUCUUCUGUAGCAUUGCCAAGGUGAUGGAGAUCUGGUGUCAGAAACGCAUCCCCGUGGAAGGCAACUUUGGGCAAACCUAUGACUCGGUCAACCAAUCUAUUCGUGGUCUGUCUGGAGACUUUUCAGCCCGUAUUGACAUUAAGGAACAGAAUCAGUCCGCAGUGGUGGGUCUCAACACGAGCUGGGAGCACGUGAGCAUCGAGCUGCGGGACUACAUUCACCAGCAGGAGGCCCGUCUGCACUGGGCUGUGGGGCUGCUGCAUGUGCUCCUGUCCUGCACCUUCCUGGUGGUCUUCCAUUCAGCCUUCACCUACAUGGAUAACUACAACUGGAACAUCCGCUUUGACAACAUCUACAUCAACACCUAUUUCUAUCAGAUCGAUGCGCGCAGGAAGAAGCUGGGCAAACAGAGUCUGUUGCCACUCCGCAAGGCAGAAAAGAAAUCUGUUAUCUUCCCUUUCAAGGCUACUAUCCAGGCCUCAGAAAUGCGGAACCUGGUAAGGGAGCUCCUAGAAACUCUGCCUAUCCUGCUGCUGCUGCUGGUUCUGUUCGCCAUCGACUGGGCACUCUACUCUGUCUUUGACACCAUCAGUCGCCACUCCUUCCUGCAGUACUCCUUUCGCAGCAGUCACAAACUGGAGGUAAAGGUUGAAGGAGACUCCAUGCUCGCCAACCUUCUUCGAAAAACCAUCGGAGCUUUGAACACCUCCACGAAUACAGAAGUGGAAACAAACAACAUGCCCUGCCUGCCCCGACCUGUUGGCCUGAAUGCCAGGGGCUAUUUUACGGCUUCACUGCCAACCUUCCUGCUUACGUGUCUCUGCCUAGCUCAGGCCUUUGGCUACCGACUCCGGAGAGUCAUCGCGGCCUUCUACUUCCCCAAGCGAGAGAAGAAGCGGGUUCUGUUCCUCUACAAUGAGUUACUGAGGAAGAGAUCAGCUUUCACUAAACUGAGGCGGGCCGCCAUUGUUCGUCGGGCCCGUCGGCAGAAAGCUCCACGCCACUACCUGGUGGACGCUCUGUACCGACGGUGCCCUCUCCUGCGCCGCUUGACGCGUCUGCGCUGCGUGGUGUGUAAGGCACUGGAGACGCCCGAGUCCUACGUGUGCCCCACGCCAGACUGCAAGGCCCUGUACUGCCGGUCGUGCUGGGACGACAUGCAACGGCGGUGCCCGGUGUGCACGCCCCGCGAGGAGCUCUCUUCAUCCGCCCACAGCGACAGCAACGACGACGCUGUAUAUGGCGAAUGAAGGGAUGCUGCCCGCUUUCUUGCUUAAUAAAGUGUGAUGUAC
Molecule: messenger RNA, 2325 nt
Organism: Grammomys surdaster
Lineage: Eukaryota; Metazoa; Chordata; Mammalia; Rodentia; Muridae
Gene: Dcst1
Product: DC-STAMP domain containing 1
Exons: 16
Coding region: 91-2283 (730 amino acids)
Cellular component (GO): membrane
Source: RefSeq, a predicted model, not a curated record